Coffea eugenioides is the source of this 2958-nucleotide messenger RNA. RefSeq names its product putative AC transposase. Bases 543 to 2648 code for a protein of 701 amino acids. Gene Ontology annotation, molecular function: protein dimerization activity; DNA binding. NCBI's taxonomy places the organism in Eukaryota, Viridiplantae, Streptophyta, Magnoliopsida, Gentianales, Rubiaceae. The record is from RefSeq and is a predicted model, not a curated record. The transcript has 5 exons.
GAGACAUCUUUCCUCUCUAAUCACAGAUUUCGUCUCAGUCGACUCGCUCACACCACUUUCCCUUUUUCGGCUUUGGCUCAUUUCAACUCAAAAAUACCACUCAAGAGUGAGACUCAGUUUUCAGUCCCCAGCAGCGGCAGCAGCAGCAGCAGAAGUAGCCACAGCUUGCAGAUCCCAACUCUACCCUCUUAACUCCGCUCUCAGCUCAGCUCAACUGAUCCUUCCAGCUCCCUUUCCAACAAGCCCCAACUUCAAAUUCCCCUCCUCUUUCCUUCCCUUUCCCUCCCUUUUUCCUCACCUCCUCCAUCAACUUCUUUUCCUUCCCACUCUUUCAAAAUCGCACACUGCAAGAGAGAAAUGAAAUGAAUCAAUGAUGAUCUUCUCUUCUACCCUUUGUUUUUUCUUCUGAGCUUCUCAGCUAAUCAAGAAUUUGCUUGUAAAACUUUGGCAAUACUUUUCACCAUUUCAAGAUCCAAUUUUGAUGCUUGAAAUUAGCUCCAAUUCAGCUUCCAACCAAAACCCAUGAAUUUUCAGUGUCUAAAAUGCAGGGAGGAACCGUCAGUGGGAAAUCUAGUGCAGCAGCGAAUGUGAUGGACUGGGGUGUCAACAAUGCCUUCAAAACUUUGAAAGAAAUGGAACCAAAGUCAUUGGCAAUAAUGGAUGGAUCGAUCAUUCCAAGCAUUGAUCCGACAGAUACUGGUUUAAGUUCCUCAGAGAAGGGCAAUGCUAUUCUUGCUGGAAAACCAAGAAAAAAGACGAUGACGUCAGUGUAUCUCAAGUAUUUUGAAACUGCUGCUGAUGGCAAAAGUAGGAGGUGCAAAUUUUGUGGACAGAGCUAUUCUAUAGCUACUGCCACAGGAAACUUGGGAAGGCAUCUCAGUAAUCGCCAUCCAGGAUAUGAUAAGGUGGAAGAUCUUUCAAAUCCUACUACAUAUCCUAAUCCUGUCACGGUAGUGAAGAAGCCUCAGCCUCAAGUAAAAACAGCUCAAGUGGAACUUGAUCAUUUGAAUUGGUUGCUUACCCAGUGGCUCAUUGUGGCAUCUCUUCCCCCGUCUACUAUGGAGGAAAAGUGGCUGGCAAACUCAUUCAAGUUCCUCAAUCCAUCAAUACAACUAUGGUCAGGGGAAAGGUUCAGAGCAGUACUUCAUGAAGUUUUCCGGAGUAUGCAGGAAGAUGUGAGGGUUAUUGUUGAUCAGGUUUCAUCAAAAGUAUCCAUUACUCUUGAUUUCUGGACGUCAUAUGAGCAAAUUCUUUACAUGAGUGUCACUUGCCAGUGGAUAGAUGAAAACUGGUCCUUUCAGAGGGUUCUACUUGAUGUUUGUCACAUUCCUUGCCCUUGUGGGGGUACUGAAAUAUAUGACACUCUAUUGAAGGUUUUGAAGUUCUAUAAUGUUGAUAACAGAGUCCUCUCCUGUACACAUAAUAACAGUGAAAAUGCUCUACUUGCAUGCCACACUCUAAAAGAUGAUAUGGAUGGCCAGAAAAUGGGCCCCUUCUUCUAUAACCCCUGUGCUGCUCAUACUUUGAGUUCAAUCAUAAAUGAUGGAUUAAGAACUACAAAGUCGAUAAUCUCAAAAAUUAGGGAGUUCGUUCUGGAGUUGAACUCUUCCUUACAAAUGUCUGAGGAUUUCCUGCAAUUUACGACUGCUUAUCAAGAAGGAAAUUGGAAAUUUCCCCUUGACGCCUCUGCUCGAUGGAGUGGCAAUUACCAGAUGCUUGAUAUUGCACGUAAGGCAGGGAAAUCAAUGGAAACUAUUAUCCGAAAGUAUGAGGAAUUGUUGGGCAGCAGGAUGCUGCUUAGUUCUCCAGAGAAAAAUGCUGUCAAUAUCAUGCAUGCGUAUCUAGAGCCUUUCUAUAAAACCAUCAACAAUAUAUGCACAACCAAAGUUUUAACAAUUGGUUUGGUUCUUUUCUUCAUGGAUCACAUUCUGGAGAUGAUAGCAGCCUGCAGAGACUCCAGACACAACCCAGACUGGCUCAAGGCUGCUGCUGAACAAAUGGCCAUCAAGGCACGUAACUACAAUGACCAAAUCUGCAAUGUAUUCACCUACAUGACUGCAAUACUGGAUCCACGGAUAAAAGUGGAGCUAAUCCCUGAUAGUAUAAAUUUAGAGAAUUACCUUGAGGAAGCAAGAACCCAUUUUAUAAGAAAUUAUUCCACCAGCCAUUUUCAAUCCGUUACCAGUUCAUAUGCAGCACAAGAGCUUGAGGAUGGGGGUACUGUUUCUUUCGCCGAGGAAAUUGCUCGUAAAAAACGAAGGGCAAGCAUGAGCUCUGCGACUGAUGAAUUAACCCAGUAUCUAUCAGAGCCACCAGCCCCCAUAUCAACAGAUGCUUUGGAGUGGUGGAAGGUGAAUAGUUCACGUUACCCACGGUUGUCCGUGAUGGCUCGAGAUUUCUUAGCCGUACAAGCCACUGCUAUUGCACCUGAAGAUCUUUUCUGCAGCAAAGGUGAUGAGAUUGAUAGGCUGCGUUUCUCUGCAUCCCAUGAUAGCACACAAUCUCUGCAGUGUAUAAGGUCAUGGCUACAAGGUGGGAUGAGGUUGAAGUAUAAAUCAACUGAGGUUGACUGUGAAAGGUUGAUGGAACUGGCAGCUGCUUCAGCAGCAGAAAAUAGCUCAACUGCUUCGGACAAGAAGCAGAAAUAAUGACUAAUUGCCUCCAGAGGGGAUACAACAAGGGGGAGAUAGCUAAUCAUUUUUGCUCAUAAGUUUACAUCUCAGUAGAUGUUACUUCUUGUCCACCUGCGAGUUUAACAAGUGUCUAUAUUCUCUUUGCUGUUUGAAGAUAAAUUUAUGUACCAUUGUACAGGUGAGAGCUAGUCAGAAGGGUAACGUAGAUAGCUGCAAGAUAUGUCAUGGGAAACGAUAAUAUCAAUCCUUUGCACUCCCAAGUGGGUGAUCCAUAGAUAUUCGAAUAUUGAUUUUUGGAUAUUGUAACACUAAACGAUAUUACUUA